GAUUUUCACGAGCCGGAGGCGUCUUCCUGUUCUGGAAAAGUAAAGUUGCGCGUUAAAAGAACACUUUACGAGGUGGUAUACAGGCCGAUCGGCGGUUUUCCACCAUCGUCUUCUAGUUUCUGAUCAAGGAAAAGCGCUUCCUCCUCUUCUGUCGACGCCCCUCUUCCUCCCUGCCGAAGUUGGCUUCGUGUGGUCUCCUUCCGCUGCUUCUUCCAACUGGCUGUAUCGCCAUUCACAAUAUGGUGAGGAAACGCAGAACUGAUGCUUCUGGCACAGGUGAGAGCUCAGAAUAUCAAGAGACAAGUGGUUCUGCAGAGCGGACAGGGCCUCAACGACCCUCAGAGCGGGGGCCUGCUCCACAACAGCAGGGCACUGGUAGAGAUAGAGGUUGGGUUGCUUCUGGUCCUCAGCAGACACAACAAGGUGGCCGAGGUGGUGGUGGUUAUUACCAGGGGCGAGGCAGCAGCCCCCAACCUCAUGACCCAGAGCAGCCUUUUACUCCAUCUCAAUACCAAGGUCGGGGUGGGCCUCAGUUUAGAGGUGGAAUGCCCUAUCAGCAACAAUAUGGAGGACGACGUGGUGGUCGUGGUAUGGCUGGGGGACGAAUGUUCAGCCCCUCUGCUGCAGGUUCCUCUAGGCCACCGGUUCCCGAGCUGCACCAAGCAACGCAAGCUCCGUAUCAACCCACUCAACCUGGACCAGUCCAGGCAACUUCUUCACGGCAGUUGGAAAUGUCUCCUACUGAGAUUGCAGAACCAUUUCAGCAACUCUCUGUGCAAGGUGAAUCUUCAUCUACUCAAGCAAUCCAGCCAAUAGUUCCGCCUGCUUCUUCAAGCAAGUCUGUGAGAUUCCCUGUUCGUCCUGGGAAAGGUACCCAUGGAGCUAGAUGUGUGGUUAAGGCUAACCAUUUUUUUGCUGAACUCCCUGAUAAAGACCUUCACCAGUAUGAUGUAUCAAUCACUCCUGAAGUAUCAUCACGCAGUGUAAAUCGUGCUGUGAUGGAACAGUUGGUCAGGAUUUAUAGGCAAUCAUAUUUGGGAGGACGUCUUCCAGCUUAUGAUGGAAGGAAGAGUCUAUAUACUGCUGGUCCUUUACCAUUUACCUUAAGAGAUUUUCAGAUCAUUCUGGAUGAGGAUGAUGGUUCUGGGACAGAAAGGCGCCAGAGAACAUUCCGGGUUGUCAUUAAAUUAGCUGCUCGCAUUGAUCUUCAUCACCUUGGGAUGUUUUUAGCUGGGAGGCAGGCUGAUGCUCCUCAAGAAGCAUUGCAAGUACUGGAUAUUGUACUUCGUGAACUACCUACUGCCAGAUUUUUGCCUGUCGGACGGUCCUUUUAUUCACCUGAUUUGGGAAGAAGACAACAACUUGGUGAUGGACUUGAAAGUUGGAGAGGUUUUUACCAGAGCAUUCGCCCUACUCAAAUGGGCCUUUCUCUGAAUAUCGAUAUGUCCUCCACGGCCUUCAUCGAACCAUUGCCCGUUAUUGAAUUUGUUACCGAGCUUCUUAGUAGGGAUGUCCAAUCAAGACCGCUUUCUGAUGCUGAUCGUGUGAAGAUCAAGAAGGCCUUGAGAGGUGUGAAGGUUGAGGUCACUCACCGUGGGAAUAUGCGCAGAAAAUACCGUAUAUCUGGUUUAACAUCACAGGCAACUAGAGAGCUAACUUUCCCAGUUGAUGAGAGGGGGACAGUGAAGUCUGUUGUACAAUAUUUUCAGGAGACUUAUGGUUUUACUAUCCAGCACACAAAUUGGCCGUGCUUGCAGGUUGGAAAUCAGCAGAGGCCAAAUUAUUUGCCUAUGGAGGUCUGUAAAAUUGUGGAAGGUCAAAGAUAUUCUAAGAGGUUGAAUGAGAGGCAAAUUACUGCACUCUUAAAGGUGACAUGUCAGCGGCCUCAUGACAGGGAGAUGGAUAUCUUACAGACGGUUCGCCACAAUGCAUAUCAUGAAGAUCCUUUUGCUAGAGAAUUUGGGAUCAAGAUUAGUGAGAAACUUGCAUCAGUUGAGGCCCGAGUGCUGCCUGCCCCUUGGCUUAAGUAUCAUGAUACUGGCAGAGAGAAGAAUUGCCUACCAAGAGUUGGCCAGUGGAACAUGAUGAACAAGAAAAUGGUAAAUGGUGGGAGAGUGAAUAGCUGGAUAUGUAUCAAUUUUGCAAGGAAUGUGCAAGAUAAUGUUGCUAAGAGAUUCUGUCAGGAGCUUGCCCAGAUGUGCCAGAUAUCAGGAAUGGAAUUUUCUCUGGACCCUGUACUUCCUCCUUUAAGUGCUCGGCCUGAUCAUGUUGAAAGAGCACUGAAAGUGCGUUAUCAUGAUGCAAUGAAGAUACUCCAACCUCAGGAAAAGGAGCUUGAUUUGCUGAUUGUAGUAUUGCCUGAUAAUAAUGGUUCUCUUUAUGGUGAUUUAAAGCGGAUAUGUGAGACUGAUCUUGGUUUAGUUUCACAAUGUUGUUUGACAAAGCAUGUUUUCAAGAUGAGUAAACAGUACCUUGCCAAUGUUGCUCUCAAGAUCAAUGUAAAGGUUGGAGGAAGGAACACAGUUCUUGUGGAUGCCUUGUCAAGGUGCAUUCCCCUUGUUACUGACCGGCCAACUAUAAUAUUUGGUGCUGACGUAACACAUCCUCAUCCUGGGGAAGAUUCUAGCCCUUCUAUUGCUGCUGUUGUUGCAUCUCAAGAUUGGCCUGAGGUAACAAAAUAUGCUGGAUUGGUCUGUGCUCAGGCCCAUCGACAAGAAUUAAUUCAAGAUCUAUGUAAGGUCUGGCAAGAUCCUCAGCGUGGAACUCUUACUGGUGGCAUGAUCAAAGAGCUGCUGAUUUCCUUCAAAAAGGCUACUGGACAAAAGCCUCAACGGAUUAUAUUUUACAGGGAUGGAGUGAGUGAGGGCCAAUUCUAUCAAGUUUUACUAUAUGAACUGGAUGCAAUCAGAAAAGCCUGUGCCUCUCUAGAACCAAACUAUCAACCUCCGGUGACUUUUGUGGUGGUCCAAAAACGUCAUCAUACUAGACUGUUUGCUAAUAAUCACAAUGACAACCACUCUGUGGAUAAGAGUGGAAACAUAUUGCCUGGGACUGUUGUAGAUUCUAAGAUCUGCCAUCCAACAGAAUUUGACUUCUACUUGUGCAGCCAUGCUGGCAUUCAAGGUACUAGCCGACCUGCCCAUUACCAUGUCUUGUGGGAUGAAAAUAAAUUCACAGCAGAUGCGCUGCAAACUCUGACAAACAACCUCUGUUACACCUAUGCAAGGUGCACUCGUUCUGUAUCUAUAGUGCCGCCUGCUUAUUAUGCUCAUCUAGCAGCAUUCCGUGCUAGAUUUUACAUGGAACCUGAGACAUCAGACAGCGGCUCUCUGGCAAGUGGAGCAGCUGCUGGGCGUGGAGCUCCGCCUGGAGGCCCACGGGCAACAAGGGGUCCUGGUAGUGCUGCUGUCAAACCUCUUCCAGCCUUGAAGGAGAACGUCAAGAGGGUCAUGUUCUAUUGUUAAGCCUACAACUCUGCUGGUCUAAUAUUUUGCCGAAGUUGCUUAUUUCUUGCACUGUCAUGUUUAAGCUAUAUGCUUAUGUUUGGCUGAUACUUUAAACUUUGGGGAGAAUUGUAUGCGUACACAUAUAUAAGACAUACUCCGUGCCCAUCUCCAAGUCAUUAUCUUUACAUUCUGUUUGAUUAAGUAUUUGUGGAUGCACGAGA
Zingiber officinale is the source of this 3667-nucleotide messenger RNA. RefSeq names its product protein argonaute 1B-like. Lineage: Eukaryota; Viridiplantae; Streptophyta; Magnoliopsida; Zingiberales; Zingiberaceae. Bases 240 to 3464 code for a protein of 1074 amino acids. Gene Ontology annotation, molecular function: protein binding; RNA binding. Gene Ontology annotation, biological process: regulatory ncRNA-mediated post-transcriptional gene silencing. Gene Ontology annotation, cellular component: cytoplasm. The record is from RefSeq and is a predicted model, not a curated record. The transcript has 23 exons.